AUGGCGUUGCUAUCCAAGUGGAAGUGGAGAAUUCUCGUCGAAAAAGAAUCUCUUUGGCAUAAUAUCUUAAAGGCGAGAUAUGGCGACAUUAAUCUAAAGGUGGUAGACGGGGGUAGAAUCAAUAGAGGGACUUCUUCUAAGUCGGCAUGGUGGGACGAUAUUCUGUCCUUACAAAAGGUGCAGCCUUUGAAUCAUUUUAAUCUUAACUGCAGGAUCGAUAUUGGCAAAGGAUUUAAAACAUCUUUCUGGUCUGCUCACUGGAAUAAUGCAUGUAUCUUAAAAGAGUUAUUCCCUAUUCUGUUUUCGGUGUCUGCACUGCAAAGUGCGGCUGUUGCGCUUAUAGGGGGCUGGCAGGACGACGUUUGGACCUGGGGCGAUUUCGGUAUCAGUUGUUCAAAUCGGGACAGGCCCAAGGUUGCUGUUGAACUGCUUCUGCUUCAGCAGAUUCUACAGUCUGUUUCACCGAAGAUUUACAAUGCUGAUCACGUCCUGUGGCGGGCGGAGAAGAACGGCAGCUUCUUGAUUAAAAGUUGCGUUAGUAUUGUCAACGGUGUGCAUCUUUUUUCCGGUCCCAUGGACAGACAUGAUAGUUCUUACAAAAGUAUUUGGAAGAUGAUUGUUCCGUUGAAAGUGAAAGUUUUCAGUUGGAAAUGUUUUUUGAACAUUCUCCCGACGAAGGUUGCGUUAUCUAAAAGAGGUAUUGCUUUUCCUAUCAACAAUGCCUGUGUUUUUUGUAAUGACCACGAAGAAUCUUCUAUCCAUUCUCUAUUAUGUUGCAAUUCGGUGGACUUGGUUUGGAAAGACGUUGAUGAAUGGAUUGGCUUCGUCGAGUACAAGGAGGAGGAUUUCAAAAAAUGGGAUGAAGGAACCGGCUCCUCCAAUGUGCCUUCAUUGAGACUAAUCAUGAAUGUUGGCUCUACCGAAACAAGACGUGUUUUGGAGAACAAAUUCAACAACAAGAUAUUAUUCAGAGGAUUAUGGAUGCAAUGGUUUAUAGGUGUUGGACCUAUCCAAAAAUUAGAAAACAUAUAG
This is a messenger RNA of Vicia villosa (hairy vetch), 1032 nucleotides long. RefSeq lists its product as uncharacterized. The transcript has 2 exons. The record is from RefSeq and is a predicted model, not a curated record. Bases 1 to 1032 code for a protein of 343 amino acids. NCBI's taxonomy places the organism in Eukaryota, Viridiplantae, Streptophyta, Magnoliopsida, Fabales, Fabaceae.